Messenger RNA from Vespula pensylvanica (western yellowjacket), 9719 nucleotides. It is a transcript of the gene Bicra, whose product is annotated as protein PF14_0175. Gene Ontology annotation, biological process: positive regulation of DNA-templated transcription. The transcript is spliced from 16 exons. Bases 1007 to 8038 code for a protein of 2343 amino acids. Gene Ontology annotation, cellular component: SWI/SNF complex. The record is from RefSeq and is a predicted model, not a curated record. NCBI's taxonomy places the organism in Eukaryota, Metazoa, Arthropoda, Insecta, Hymenoptera, Vespidae.
CAGCCUUGACAAAUACAUGAUGGCCGUUGCCACCGAAUAGUGUAACGCGUACUUGGAUCUGUCUUGUGCCAGAAAAGUUUAUUGUUUUCGCGAUAAUAUUUCGUCGCGUGCUCAAAGCCUGUGUCUUUUUCCAUAGUAAAAGUGUGAUAGAGCGUGUUAAGAACACAUAUCACGCUGAAAGAGAUACGAAAAAACGGAAAAGCUUAAGAAGAAAACACGGGUGGCAAAACCGCGUUCGCGGAGGGUAGAAGAGACGAGCAAACUUAAGAUGAAUACAAGUGCAAUUUGAUUUAACCUCAGCUACUAUAAAACUAAGAGAAAAGCUUGUUCGAAUCUUUCAUUUUCUCUUCCUCUUCUUAUCUUUUUCUAAUAUUUUCUCUUUUUUAUUCCUAAAGAUAAACAAUGAAUUUAACUUAAUUAUAAAAGAAGUUAAAUAAUGUCAUCUAGUUAUUUUUUGGAUUUGGGAUAGUGUCAAUUUUGUAUAUUUAAUUAUUUAUUAUAAAAUUCAUAUCAUUUCAAAAAAUAAAUGUAUACACAAUGCUGAGGAAGAAUAUAAUUAUAUCAUACUCAUAAAUGGAUGAAAACCUGCAACAAAUGUACUUUAAAAAUAUAUUAAAAUUUAUACAAAAUGCAAAUGAGCAUUUAUUCUUUAAUGGAUAAUGUAGUUCAGAGAAGGACUACCUGCAAUAUACAAAAAAUUGAAAAUGCUAAUAUCCUAAUGUGGUCAAUGAAAGAAUACAACUGUAAAGCAAGCUCUUUCCAACUUGUUUGAAUAUAAGUAUUAGAGAAGUCUGAAAAUAUUGCAUAAGUAACAGAAGAUAUACGAAACUAUAUGCAUGACAGGAACAGGAGACAUAGGUCGAAGACGCGUUGAGUGGCGCAGGAGCGCAAAUCUGACAAAUGUGUUUCUUUAAAUAGAAAAUAUAAAAGAUAAAAUAUUAUAGAGAAGAAAACAAUCUAAGAAGGUGGCUACAAGCUGCCCAAUGUAAAGUGGGGCUGCGUGGGCAUGCAGCAGCCUCAGUCACGCCCUCUUCUUGGGGACUCAGUAUCCUCUACAACUUCCCCGACUACACGUCGAAAUAAUCAAGUUGCUGUCUUAACGCAACAACAGUUACAACAGUUGCAACUGCAAACUCAAAAUACACGAGGUCAAUCACUAACUUUUGCUGUACAGCAACCAUCGAAUACUUCACAAGAUCAAGGAAAUGGAUCUACAACUGGAAAUCACAUAGUCUAUGUGAACCAACUAAACCAAUUAAAUCAGGGUACCAUAAAUCCCUCAGGGACUGGUAUGGGCCUACCCCCGGCCACCCCCACUUUUGGGGUGGGCCUUAAUAUGGGAUUGCCACUAUCACUUUUAAAUACCAGUCUUACAUCACUCACGUCUAAUGUAAUUACUACAUCUAAUCCUUUACUUAAUUUGGGCCUACCAAGCAUCAACACUGGACUAACGCCGAUAAAUCCUAACUUAAAUCAGUUAAAUGCUAUAAAUUCAAAUCUAAACACCAAUAUUGGCUCAAACAGUAUUAAUAGUGGUUUGCCUGGUAUAGGACAAGAUAUAAAUAAUAUAAAUACUGGGCUAAAUCGAAUAAGUACAUUAAAUACUACAAGUAUCAAUUCUGCACUGACUAGUGUAAAUACAGGAUUAACCAAUGUAAAUCCGAAUUUAACGAGCUUGAAUUCAAAUAUCAAUCAAAAUCUGACGCCGUUAAAUUCGAACUUUAAUGCUACAAGUUCUGGAGUAUCUAGUUUAAGUACAAUUAAUCAGAACGUGAACACAAACCUGGCAACUACUAGUAUAAGUUCUAAUAUAAAUCAAGGACUUAAUCGACCAAUAAAUGCUUUGGCAUCUGGUUUGACAUCAACUAGUCUAAAUACUAGCAGUGCACAAUUUCCAUUCCAAACUAUACAGAGUAUUCAGACUAUUGCUCCACAUAUUGUUGGAUCAAAUAUAGCACACGUACCAAGUUCUACUAUAUCACAACACUCCAAUAACGUAUCGAUUUCACAAAUUUCUAAUACUGGAACAUUGUCAAGUUCUACUAUAUUUACAAGUACUCCAAGUGAAUCAAUUCGUUCGACUGCAGCGAAUGUUAAUCAUGUGUCGAACGUAAAUCUUACGACAAACGUUGCACAUCUUGGUACCAUGCACUCUAAUUUGUCAAAUAUAUCAUCCAACAUACAACACAUAUCUACUUCCAAUGAUUCAAACAUGUCAUUGAGUCAUGUUUCACCUUUAAAUUCCUCACAAUCAACUGGAUUUCAAUCGCAACGGCAGUAUUCUCAAGGAAUAAAUCCUGGUUUAAAUUCGUCUGUCACCUUGACAGGCACAACACAAUCAACAAAUAUUGUCAGUACAAUGAAUACUGUGAAAUCAAUGCAAAAUAUUCAGAAUCAAAAUAUUAAUUCUCCAGGCAGUCCAUUUUCAAUGCCAUUAAAAAGUCCUGCAUCUAAUAUUGCACCACCAACACCAAGCCCUAGUCCAAAUAGGCUGUUACUUAGGAGUCCAGCAUCAAAUUCUAUACAGUCAAAUAGAAACAGUCCAAGCCCGGUGGGAACAUCAACUACGAAUAAUAAUUUUAAUGUACAAAUGCAAAGUCCUAUGCAAAGCCCAAUGAGUGUUAGCCAAAUUCAAAGUCCUGUGCUCAGCCCAUAUCCUCCUGCUAAAAGUCCACAUAUGUUAAGUGGCAAUAAUUCACUGAAUAACAGAAGUCCAGCUCCAGGAGGUAGUCCUGGUCCACCAUUGGUUAGACCAAAUACACCCAUCUUGCAGCAGGGUAUGCAAGUUUUGCAGAUAAUUCAUGGUACACCACAAGGAUAUCAGCAAACACCUACACAAUUAGUAACAAGAACCCAUCUUUUUGGAAAUCAGCAAAUUCAAAUAGCGGCUACAAAACCAGCCAAACAACCACCACAAAUUUUACCUAAGCCACCAAAUCAACAGAAUACUACUUCCCAACAAAAGCCUCAACGUGUAACAACAACCAUUACAAAUCAGAUCACACAACAAACACAGCCACAAAUUGUUCUUGCUGGUCCACAACCAAAUCCUACUACAGCAACCAUGAUACCAACUGCUCAAGGUCUCCUAUUAAAUCAGGUUCUACCAUCAACUGGACCAGUUAUUGUUCAACAACAACCAGGUGGUGUUCAACUUAUACUAAGGACACCAGCAAGUGCCCAGCAACAAACGCAUACUGCACAGCUAACACAACAACAAUUGGUAAGAGUUGUCGCAGCACAAAGCAUGCAACUACAAGGGAUUGCACCUACAUUUUUUGCUGUACCAAAUAGUUUUCCACCAACUGCAUCACCUGUGAUUAGACAUACUCCUUCUAGCCCUGCUCCAUCUAAUACAGGUGCUGGUAAUUCCAUAGUAAUUCAAAAUGCCAUGGUACAAAGCCCUCAACCACAAAUUACACAAGUUGGCUCAAGCAAUACAUCUGGUAAUACUUCAUGUACCCAAAAUAUUGUUGAACAUAAUUUACUACCUCCACCAAAGAAGAAAGCAAAGAAGAAGAAAAAAGCUAAAAAAAAAGAUGAUGAUCCUCCAAAAUUAGAUUUGGCUAGUAUCAUGAAAAUAUCAGGAAUUGGAGAUGAUGAUGAUAUUUUUGACAACGAUCUUACAACUGAAACAGAUGUAUCAUGUCAAGUUCAAGUGGAAUCAGGACAAACUUUAAGUCAAGUUACACCACAAGUAACAGUAGCUAGUUCCAUAGCUCAAAAUCCAGCACAAGUACCUGUAGCAAAUACAACGAAUGCGCAAGCUACUGUUGCUUCUCAAAGUUUUAACAGUCAGCUUGUUGCUCAACUUCAAAUGCCUGUACAGAAUACGAUUUCGGGAUUAAGACUAGCUGUUGGGGAAGAUGGAAGAGUUGUGUUACAUCAUACUCCUGAUCCAAAUCAACCUGAAAUAGAUCAAGCAACUGCUCAAGCAUUAAUAAGAUCUCUUACACAAAGUGGUGGCCAAAAUGCACAGAUUAUUUCUCAACUCCUAGGUCAAGCACAGACUGUGUCACAAAGUGCUCCAAGUAAUGUGAUGCAAAGACAGAAAUAUGUACAAUCACCAAGCAAUCCAACAUCUACCAAUACUACGAGUUCAGUAUGUUCACAAAAUGUUAUUUGUACAACAAGUCCACAACAUAUACAAACAUGCUCGAAAGUAAAUAAUCCGCAAAAAAUUGUAAAUAUUUCUCAUGAUGCCAAUUCAACAUCAAAUACUUGUGUGCAAAAUAGUCAAGGAUCAUUACACACAGUGGAUAUGCAGAUUUCUAAAAACAUUAAUAUACAACAUCUUAUACAAACACCGAAGAAUAUUCAAUCAUCAAACUCUACUAUAUUACCACCUAGUAAUAGCAUUUCAACAUCCGCAGAUGCUAUAUCAUCCAAACCUUUAUGUACAACCUUUAGCAUACAAAGUUCUCGAUUGUCAAAUACGAAUCAGACAAAUAUCAAUCAACAUUUGUCUAAUCCAACACAAAAAUCUAGUCAAGUGCGCCUUACAAAUACUUGUAUUAAUACUAAUAUACGACAGAAUUUGAAUAAAUCAUCACAACACAGUACUCAUGUUCAGAAAUCUAUGUCCGGCAACGCAGCAGUAUCAAAUGAACAUGCUGUUAAAAACAAUCAGAAUCAACAAUCAAAUCAACAAGAGUCUUUAAAUUUACAAGAAUCACAAUUAUAUCAACAUAAUCAGCAUCAACAAAUAACAGCACAAACUGUACAAACUCAAAAUGUACAACAUGUAUUUGAACAAAAUCUACAGACUACUGGCUCAAAUAUACAACAUAAUUCUGUAAAUAUGCUACAACAAAGUUCAUGCAAUACUAUACAACAUGACAGUAUGAAUGUUUUACAACAACAUUCUAGUAUUCAACAAAAUACAAUCAAUGUCAUGCAACAAAAUACAUCUGGUAAUGUGCAAAGUAUAGAGCAAAAUGUACAGUCCGGUGCAAGUGAUAUACCUCUAGGCCAACAAAAUGUAAUGACCAGUUUGCAACAACAAAAUACAUCUUUAUUGCACAAUACAAAUGUGCAACAAAAUGUUAAUUUACAACAGCAAAAAAUCGUUUCUGCAAAUACGUUUUCUUCUGUGAAUGCACAUCAAUAUGAGUCUCAAAACUCAACUAAUGUCAUGCAACAGGGUAUUAACACACAACAAAAUAAUCAACAUCAAAAUAUUCUUAUUACCAAUACUCCUGUUACUAAUACUACCCAACAAAAUGAAUCGCAAAAAAUAGAUUCACAAACUAGUAAUGUACUAAAUUCUGCAACUAAUAAUAUUUUAAAUAAUGCACCAAAAAUUACUCCAGAAAUUUUGAAUGCAUUGAGCAAUUUAAAUCCCAAUGAUCAAUUAUUAAUUGCUAAUGCAAAUGGGCAAAUGCAAGUGAUAAGCCAACAACUUUUGCAACAGUUUUUAGCUGGACAAUUGAAUACUGCAAAUCAGACACAAAAUCAAAAUCAAACGCAAAAAAUAGUAAUUGGAGAACCAGAUGCGAAUAACCAAAAUUUACAAGGUGUUCAAAUUAAUACUCCUACCAGUCAAAUAAUAGUAAAUAGUUCUGGUGGAGCUCCCACAAUUCAAAAUAAUAUACAAAAUAUAGUUGUUCAAGCUGCACCAUCACAAAUGCCACAUCACAUACAAAUUCAAAACUCUGGUUUCCCAAAUCAGUUUAUUGACAACCUAAAUCAACAGCAAAUUAGGAAUUUGGGAAAUAAUCAGCCAAAGAAAGCAAAAAUUAUAAAAAGAGCUAAAGUUAGUGUUACAACACAAAAUGUUGGAAAUACACAGACGACAAAAACUGUUACUACCUCCCGGCCAACUACAGUAACAACAAACACGUCUAAUUUGCAAAAAGUUGACAGUGUUAAUAAGAUAGGAAACAUUAUAUGCCAGAAUACAAAUGUCAGUAAAAGUGAACCUACACAGAUCAUUGCAAAUGGUCCUUUGAUAUGCUCGUCAUCUGGUAGUCAUGUGUCUAUUCCUUCAAAUGGUCAAAUGGUGCAAAGAGUGCAGACUAUACAACUUCCUGCACAGAAACAACAAUUAUUAAAAAAUAUACAAUCACAAAUACAAGCUAUUUUAGCACGAAAGACUGGUUUGCAGCCUGAUCAAGCCCUUUUAACAAAAUUGUAUCAAGAGCAACAUAAAAUUUUAGCAAGUGGGAAGGUAGUCAGUACUACAACACAUCCUGUUAAUAAUGGACCAGAGCCAAAUUUCAGUGUCAACAUUGUGACAACACUUGCUACUAAUACACAGUCACAAAAUACGUAUAAAAAUCAAACAUCAACUACUCAGCCACAAACUCAAACGUCUACUGCUGCUUUACCAGUAACAUCAAAUCUAAAUACAGUUACAUCUACUUCUUUACAAAAUAAUUCAAAUAAUAAUUAUAUAAACAAUCUUCCGGUUUCACAAAAUGUUCAGGUUCAACAAUGUGUAGUAUCCAAUAAUUCCACUCAGAAUGUGCAUCAGGCGCACACCAAACAGCACAAGUUUUAUCAGAAUCAUGGAAAUCAGAUGAUAAAUCCGUCCUCUACCAACUUGCAACUUUUCUCACCACCAAGUACAUCCACAGCUCCUAUGCAAAGUAACGCACAACAACAAUUACCCGUAGUUCAAACACAGCAAACAAGCAUGCAACAAUCCACGCAGUGUCAGACGGAUCCAUUGGACAUCAAGCCAAACAUACAGACACCAAGUCCUGUGAAACAAGAACUUUCCUCGCCAAUUCAAAUUCAAGUCCAAAGUGGCUCUCCUGCAGGUCAGGUAGCCUCACCUAGAAUGAUUGGUAAAGGAACACAAAGGAUUCAGAGCCCUGUAAAUAAUACUGGAAAUACAAGCAAACAACUUGUUAGUCCUGGAAGUAGCUCAAGUCCUUUGAUAAGUCCUAGGCAAGGCGUGAAGAGACCAGCAUCAAGUCCGAUUUGUAGGCAAAUUAAUCGUAGUGACCUGUUGGAACAACAACUAAAAAUCGAUCAAAAUGGUGCGACUAAUCCAGAUGUAAAUACUCCAUUUUUAAGCAAGCGUGAUGCUUGUAAACGGCUUGUUAGAUAUCAUUGUUUGAAUGAACAAGUUUUAAGUACUAAAGAUUUAGCUAAGGCAGACGAAAUUUUUGAAGAAACAGCAAAACAUUUAUUAUCCAAAUUUAAUUCUAUGAUGAAUAAAUACACUUAUCUUCUCUUAAUGGAAAGCAUGAGAGAAGUAAGAACAUCAGAAUUAAUGAUGAUAGAUAGAACUUUUGUUGCUGAGGAACAAAGUAUUCUAAAUAGGUUGCGUGAGCAAGAAGCUAAAGUAAAUGAAGAAUUUAAAAAAGAAGAAAAACCAGUAGUACCAAAAGUUGAGCCUGGCCUUGCAGAAGAUGACAAAAUAUCAUCUUUAGAAAAUGUAUCUGUAAAGCGUGAAUUAGAGGAUGAUUUUUCAACAGAAGAAAUGGAAUGUAAACCAAUGAUAAAACAAGCUAGUUGUACAAGUGGUGAUUAUGAUGAGUGGCUUGAAAUUCAAAAAGAACUCGGUGUAUAUCCAUCUGCCACGGACUCCUUUAAAUGUAAGAGCACUAAUAAUAGUGGCAGUAACGGUGCAUGUACUAUGACAAUUCCAAAAUCAUCUAAAAAUGAAAGAACAAGGGCGAACGGUGAAUGUCGUGUUAAUGUUGCGAAUGCAAGUAUUUCCGGAGUUUCGAAUACCGUGGUAAAGGACAAUUGUGAUCAAGAUAAUACAGCAGUUUUUGAAAGACGAUGGAGUGGUGCUACGGACCUUGAAAGAGAUUUAUUAGAAGACACUGAAAGUUUGGAUGGUUUAGCUUUGCAUUCUCAAGCUCAAUGUCCAGGUUCUCUUCAUGUAAGUAGCGAAAGUGGAAAUGGUAAUGAACAUGAUGACAUUACUGCACAAGUACAAUCUGCUAUUGAUAGCAUUUUAAAUCUUAAAAAACGUCCCACAAAUACUUUAUCUGGCAGUAGUGGUAGUAGUGCAUCGCAAUCCAGUGAAUCGAAGGACACAGUGCUUGACCAAGCAGUCCGUAGCAUACUAGGCUCGUGACCCUCAUUUAAUAAAGUAUGUUAAAAAAGUGAAGUUAAUAGUGAACAUCAAGCUGGUUAUUAACCUUCAAAAUUUUAGAGGAACUUUAGGUAUUCUUCUGAGUUUCUGAUGUUAACAGAAGAACUUUCUUUGCUAUUGAUUUUGCAAGAUCAUCUUCAAGACACGUGCGUUUUGAAAUGUCAUCUAUUCAAACUGUAUUUAAAAAAAUAAUGUGAUUUAAAAUUUAUAUAUAAACUAAUUGUAACAGACAAAUUGGAUUGUGCAAGUACGUGAUUCAAUAUGAUUUUUUAAAGUUUUUUCAUUCAAGCUUCUGUUUUACAAAGGCAAUAAUUACUCAUAACAGGAAGAUAUGUAUACUUUACAGUAGUAGUUUAGGUGUAAUAAAGUAAUCAUGUUAAUCUAAUUCUAGCAGCUGUACAUGUGGAUAAAUAGAUAGAUUUAUAGAUAGAUAGAUUACUUGCUCAGAUUUUUCAAUCUGCCACUUUGUAAUGUAAUUUUGUAAAAAAUAAUUAUUUAAAGCAACUAUUCCACUUUGUCUGUAGUACUUGUAGGAAAAUCUUAUAGAUACUUAAAUAUGGGUUGGUGAAUUGUACAUAAAUUUUUAGCGUGUAUUAUUAUUAAUAUUAUUAUUACUAUUAUUUGUAUUAUUGUUAUUGUGAGAUAUUAUCUCGAAAGUACUACUAUUAUUAUUAUUAUUAUUAUUAUUAUUAUUAUUAUUAUUAUUAUAUUAUUAUAUAUUAUUAUUAUUAUUAUUAUUAUUAUUAUUAUUAUUAUAAUAUUGAUAAUCAUCAAUGAUACUAUCGUCUUGGUUGAUGGCGAGAGUAUUGAACUAAAGAGAUGGUAGUGGAUUACGAGACUGAAAAGAUAAUGGUAUCGAACAUGGAAGUAAAUGAAAAUGAUGUGUAGAGUGAGAAAAGUACAUAAAAUAUUUACGUUGUUUCUUUUAUUUAAACUUAUUACUAUUUAUCAUAUAUACAAUUUCAAUCUUAUAAGGUGCAAAAUCAAAUGAAAAGAAACAUUUUUAAAUAAUUGAAAUAUUUUACAACUUUUCUGACAUCACAUGGAAUCACAGUGGAUAUGGAGAAAUGAAUAAGAAUGCAUAUAUAAAGAGAAAUAUAUGUGGUAAAAGGAUAUGCAUAUAUAUAUAUAUAUAAGAAUGAUCUAAUACAUACAGUAAAGAAAUAUAUAUAGUACACAUGAGCCUUUAUAUAUAGUUCUUAUUUUCUUAACGACCAUGUUGUAAAAGUUUUAUUAGUGACAUUAAACAUCACAAAUUUCAUAAAAUGACGUGCUAAGCCAACAUAUAAUAUUUGUUUAAUAAAUUAUAGCUGAUAAGAAGUACAGUUUUCUAUUUAAACAAAAAUGUUGUUUUUAUUAUUGAAUAAUACUUGUAGGUAGAAUAUAUCUACAUAUUAUAGACAUAUCCUUUUCCCACAUUGGCAUAACCACUCUUUAUAUGCAAAGAAAUAAUGAGACAUUUAUGGCAAAUACAAUCCAAGACUGACAUAUAUACAGAGAAACAAGCAAAACUAUAUAAUGUAUUACAGUAAGAAUAAUAAUCAUUUGUACAUAAUAAUCAUUUCCACUCUCAACGGCAAUCGCGACUUAAUUCUUCACAGAUUUUAAAAUUUGGAUAUGCUACAGUUCUUUUGAUCCUAAUAAAUUGCCGAUAUUUCACGAA